AUGACAGACGCAACUAACCACCCCCUCUCCGGCCUCUGGCAACCUACUCAACUUCAGAAGCUUCACUACGGUGCCGACUCGGUCAAACAACAUCUCCUCUCAUGUCUUCCAAAAGAGUCAAGCAAAGCCUUUAUCAUUACUGGAAACUCCCUCGCCAGCAAGACGCCCUUGGUAAAGCAAGUUGAAGAGCUUCUAGGAGACAAACACGCCGGCACCUUCUCGAAGAUUGGCGAACAUGCGCCCGUCGCUCAACUGGAUGAAGCAACCGACCUAGUAAAGAAGGAUGAAAGCGUCGACACAGUCAUCUCCAUUGGCGGCGGAAGUCCAAUCGACAGUUCAAAGGCCAUCAGCUACCGGCUGAACGAGAAGACAGGAAAAUACCUAUACCACAUCGCCAUCCCCACCACACUGAGCGCAAGUGAAUGUACUUUCAUGGCCGGCUACACACAAUCCGACGGCGUAAAGACCGGUGUCAGAGCCAAAGAACUCGUCCCUCAUGUUGUCCUAUACGACGCCAAAUUCGCUCUACACACUCCCGAGCGCCUAUGGAUGUCGACUGGUCUCCGCGCCAUGGACCACGCUGUUGAGCUACUGUACCACCCAACAGCCACUGAGAUGCCCACUAGAUGGUUAACUCUACAGUCCGCAGCCACCCUCUUUGAAGCUCUGCCAAAAUACAAGCAAAACCCCAAAGACGAAGACGUGAUUACGAAACUUCAACUCGCUGCUUUCGGUUCCCUUGGGUUCCUGGGCUACAACGUCAAAGGUGGUCUUGGUCUUUCCCAUGCUCUGGGUUACGCGUUGGGCUCUCCUUACGGUAUCCCGCAUGGUAUCACAUCAUGCCUCACUCUCGGACAUGUGGUCAGGCUCAAGGCUCAGGACCCCGCUGCUGCAGAGCAGAUCGCUCGCUUGCUUCCGUUUAUCGAUGAAUCGGCGUCUGGCGAUGCCAAGGCUGAUGCUGAGAAGGUUGGGGAUAGGAUUCUGAAGUUGGUCAAGGACCUGGAGUUGGAUAGUGAUCUGAGAAACUACAAGGUGGGCAAAGAUCAGAUUCCCAUUAUUACGGAGAGAGCGACCGGUGGGCAGAAGGAAGGCAAGGCUUAUGAUGCUGUCGAGGGGUUGGUUAAGGGGCUGUUUGUUUGA
This is a messenger RNA of Alternaria atra, 1140 nucleotides long. RefSeq lists its product as uncharacterized. Bases 1 to 1140 code for a protein of 379 amino acids. Gene Ontology annotation, molecular function: alcohol dehydrogenase (NAD+) activity; metal ion binding. Gene Ontology annotation, cellular component: mitochondrion. The transcript has a single exon. Lineage: Eukaryota; Fungi; Ascomycota; Dothideomycetes; Pleosporales; Pleosporaceae. The record is from RefSeq and is a predicted model, not a curated record.